ACAUCUCUGGAACCUGCAAUGACAAGUCGGAACAGUAAACAUGCAGAGAAAACUGGAGAAAUGUCCUCAAAGCAGUCAACACCAAAAGUGCAGGUCCAACGAUCUGUCUCCCGAGAAACCAUCACUAUUCAUUUCUCUGCAUUUGGGAAGGAGGAAGAAGAGGAGGAAGAGGAGUUUAAGGAAUUUGUUGAUGAGGAACUAGAUGACCAAAGCAUUGUAACAGCACUUGAAGCCAAGGAAGACCUCUGCUUUGAGCAUACCGGCCAUGAUUCUUCUGGUCCAGCUACCUCGCUUAACAUGGCCAACUCUGCAUCACUGCUGUCCUCAUCGCCUGCAGUUCUGCCAACUGCAGAGACUGUAAAGCUGUUGGACUCUCCUUCCACAUCCCAAGUGUUGAGUGCAGUGCCACUAGUCCUGUCUCCCUCGUCACACUCAUGUCAGACGGUUAGCGUAGCGGGUGCGGCGCCACCAGUGGAACAGAAAUCCAGCCUGUCGUCUUCCCCAUCCUCAUCCCCUUCCAGGUCAGUUGUCUGCUCCAGUGGAUCAUCCACAGUUUCUAGUUCAAAGCCUUUUAAGGGGUUGGUCAAGUCGCUUUCAACAGAUGUGGAGCCAAAAGACCCCACCCCACCGAUGAGACAUAGACAGUUAAUGAAAACCUUAGUGAAAUCUCUGUCUACAGACACUUCUAAACAAGAGUCUGAAGCUGUGUCUUACAGGCCACCUGACUCGAAACUGAACUUGCAUCUGUUUAAACAGUUCACUCAGCCUCGAGCUACAGGUGGCGAUUCUAAAACUGCCCCUUCCUCUCCCUUAACAUCUCCCUCUGACACUCGUUCCUUUUUUAAAGUCCCUGAAAUGGAGGCUAAAAUUGAGGAUACUAAAAGACGCCUUUCUGAAGUGAUCUACGAGCCUCUGCAGCUGCUCAGUAAAAUAAUGGGUGAUGAAAGUAGUAGCCACAGGCCCAAAGCCUUAUCUUCAAGUGCUUCAGAACUCUCAAACCUUUCCAGUUUGAAUGGCCAUUUGGAAAGCAAUAACAACUACAGCAUUAAAGAAGAAGAAUGUGAUUCGGAAGGGGAUUUCUAUGGAAGUGACUCUCAGCUGAACAGGAAGGAUCAGUCAAAAGUGGCUGAGGAACAUGCUAAAGAGAUGGAGACCAAAAGCUCUCAGUCUGCAAGCACAAAGGACCUGAGUUCAAAACCUUCACUCGUACUUGAAAAAUGUUCAUUGUCUGCACUAGCGAGCAGGGAGGACGAGGAGUUUUGUGAACUGUAUUCUGAAGACUUUUUCAUGCUAGAGGAUGAAAGCAAAGCUGAUAAACCUACUGAAACUUUGGUUGAUCCUGAGGUGACUGAGGAAACUGCUACUAUGCUCAGUAGUGAAGAUGAAAAUAAUCUGUAUGUGCAACAGCCUAAAAUACCAGUGAAAACUUUAUACUUCUUAACACUGUUAGUCUAUGCUUACUUUAUUAUCCCUCUCCCUGGCUACUUAAGUGGACUUUUACUUGGAAUGGCCCUUGGAUUUAUGGUAGCUGUCUGUGUGAUUUGGCUUCUUACUCCACGUACUCAUGAAUAUCUCAAAUUGCAUACAAGUAUGAAAAAACAAUGGAAUACAGGAGCUCUGGACAUCAAAGAACCUGAGAUACUGAAGGGGUGGAUGAAUGAGAUUUAUAAUUAUGAUCCAGAAACAUACCAUGCUACGUUGACUCACUCUGUGUACGUGCGACUCGAAGGAAGCACCUUACGACUUUCCAAGCCCAACAAAAAUAUCUCCAGGAGAGCUGUGUACAAUGAGCCAAAGCCUGAAGUCACAUACGUCAGCCAGAAAAUUUAUGAACUGACAGAGAGCAAGAUUUCCCUGGUUCCCAAGAGUCUGGCCCGAAAACGGAUCUGGAAUAAGAAAUACCCAAUCUGCAUUGAACUUGCUAAGCAAGAUGACUUCAUGGCUAAGGCCCAGGCUGAGAAAGAGAAUGCAGAGGAAAAGUUACCUGCUGAAAAAGGGGACUCAAACAACGAAGAGUCCAAGAAAGCUCAGGAUGGAGCCAAGUGCAGUAGCCAGAAGGAUCAGGUGCUGUAUCUCUUUGGAAGGACGGGCAGGGAGAAGGAGGAAUGGUUCCACAGGUUCCUCCUCGCGUCGAAGCUGAAGUCAGAAGGGAAGAAACCACCCAGUGCGUGUGGGGGCAAGCCAGGGCUCCUGCCAGCACACAGCAGAGCUGACACCCAGCCUGGAGCUCUCACACACAGCCGGAGCAGCAGCAAGGGAAGUGCAGAAGAAAUCACCUCCCAGCCCAAGCACAAGGACCUGGUUGGCAACACGCGACAGAAAAUGCUCCUGGAGUACAAUAUCUAUAUGGCAAAGUGUAUUCCACAAGAAAAGAAAAGCCCUUCGGGUAGUCCAGUCCUCAGUGCAGAUAGCAGCCCAACAGCUGUGAAAAAGUUGCCAGAUGCCCAUGUGGAAGCUGAAGAAGAGGAACAGGAGGCCUGGGUGAACGCUUUGCUUGGAAGAAUAUUUUGGGAUUUUUUAGGAGAAAAGUAUUGGUCUGAUCUAGUGUCAAAGAAGAUCCAAAUGAAACUCAGCAAAAUAAAGCUGCCCUACUUCAUGAACGAGCUAACUCUGACUGAGCUGGACAUGGGGAUAGCAGUGCCGAAGAUCCUUCAAGCCUUCAAACCCUCUGUUGACCAUAGAGGACUAUGGAUUGAUUUGGAAAUGUCCUACAAUGGAUCUUUUCUAAUGACACUGGAGACCAAGAUGAACUUGACCAAGCUUGGUAAAGAGCCACUUGGUGAAGCACUUAAAGUUGGUGAGAUCGGCAAGGAAGGUUUCAGGCCAAGGGCAUAUUGUCUUGCAGACAGCGAUGAGGAGUCCUCCAGCGCGGAUGAUGCUCCUGAGGUGGCAGGAGAGAAACAGGUGACUCCAGGAGCAGAAGGGUAUGUUGGAGGACAUCGGACAAGUAAGAUCAUGAGAAUUGUGGAUAAAAUUACCAAGUCAAAAUACUUUCAGAAAGCAACAGAGACUGAGUUUAUCAAGAAGAAAAUUGAAGAGGUCUCCAAUACUCCAUUGCUGCUAACAGUUGAAGUACAGGAGUGCAGAGGAACACUAGUGAUUAACAUUCCACCUCCACCCACUGACAGGAUAUGGUACGGCUUCCGACGGCCUCCACACCUGGAGCUGAAGGCACGGCCCAAACUCGGCGAGAGGGAAGUGACUCUGGUUCAUGUGACAGACUGGAUAGAGAAGAAACUAGAACAAGAGUUCCAGAAAAUCUUUGUCAUGCCAAACAUGGAUGAUGUGUAUAUCCCCCUGAUGCACUCGGCCAUGGAUCCUCGCUCCUCCUGCCCCGAGCCUGGCGCGGACACCUCCGAGCAGCCGUGACGUGUCACCACUCUGGCAGUUUACAGUAUUAGAAAAGUGAUUCUCAUGGGUUUAUAAACUGUGCUGUAGUUCUCAUCCUUAACUUGUGCCACUUUCCCCCCCUCCCAAGGACUUGCCUCUGCCCAUACCUUUGUGCUCACUUGCCUGGUUACUGUUCCCCUGUCCUUCAGCCACAUGAAGUCCCAUUCCAUUAAGCCAUUGGUUUAUUUUUGUACUGGCUGCCAUCAGGUUUGUGACUGGGAGGCUGAGAUGACCUGUUCUUUGGGGGAGGGAGGAGGAACUGUAAGAGAUCAAGGAACUUGUUCACGCACCUUUUGUUCAGCUUAUGUUUUCAUGCUCUGUUAAAUGUGUAUUAAAGCAUUGAAAAGUUGUUUGGCAGCAAAGGAACUGCCAAAUGGAAAAAAAAAUCCUAAAUAAGGAAUGAAUUUAUAAAACUGGAAGAAUAUUUUUUCUUUCUCAGGCAGUUGGAGGUGUAGAAUGAACUGUUUUAUGUUCUUUCACUUCUGCAGUCAAUAGCUUGUGUCAAGCAAUCGAAAUAUGAAUCGCUUUCAGGAUAAAAGAAUGUAAAUUGGAUGUAUAGGUGAUAUUGGGAUUCAAUGGGAUAUAUACAUAUUGUUUCAUACAGAACUUGUGCUUUUUUU
Molecule: messenger RNA, 4010 nt
Organism: Acanthisitta chloris (rifleman)
Lineage: Eukaryota; Metazoa; Chordata; Aves; Passeriformes; Acanthisittidae
Product: testis-expressed sequence 2 protein-like
Cellular component (GO): endoplasmic reticulum
Molecular function (GO): lipid binding
Source: RefSeq, a predicted model, not a curated record